CAUUUUUGUUUCCUGGUGACAAUGACUUUUCCAGUGAUGGCAUCAUUCAGUCAGACCAGGAGAGGAAGGAUUCUGACUUCACUGGGGUUUGGGUUCUCAAAUGGCCAUCGCUAUGCCACUGCCACAUGGUCACCUUCAGCCUGGGACUAAGAGUGGGGUCGGUGUUUCUACAUUGCUAUCCAUGUUUCUGUAGGGUGCCGUUAGUGGAAAUCAGCUCCACAGAGGUACUUCUUCAUCUCAAGUCCAUUUUCUGCUCCAGGCUUUAAGCAAAAGGCUUUGCCUGUGAAUUCUGCUUUCUCGUAGACCUCCCCUAAAUCUCAUUCAGCUCUCAGUUUGACCAGAGUCAAUUUAGUGAAGAUAAUGGAAUUACCUCUCUUCAGGUCAGUGAUGAUUUCACAUCCUUGAAUUUCAUGCUAAAUUUGCUGAGAAAAUCUCAGCUUCAGGAGCCAUUUUUCAGCAUUCUCAUUUCCCGGGGGUUCCCCAUACCCACCAGGGGCGGGUUUGGGUGGAUUUGGAGCAGCUCUGCUGGGCUGGAGCCCCUUUGUGCUCUCAGGAAAGGGUUAAAACAGUGAGGGCUGUGGACUCCUUUGCUGGGGGAGAUUUGUUCCGUCUGUUUGUUUGUUUGGAAGUGCUGGCAGGAAAGCAGGGAGGAGAAAAUUACCUAAGUGAUAGCGAGGUUGCCAUGAACUCUAUAAAACCGUGGGAUCGAAUCAGGCAAACUCCACCUCGCCGUCUUGAACCAAUGCACAACUCCUGACUUGAAACCCACCCCAGCACCGAGUGAGCUCAGGGACUUGAACUCCAACCAAGCACAUGAGCUCAGCAGUGCUGCAGAGCUGAACCCACGCGCGGUCCCAGCAGCACCCAGAGUUACGGGGAGCCCCGAGUUGGAAUGCUGUGCAGGGGAAGCGUGCACAUGAUGAAGUGGAGGCAGCUUUUCUGGAUCGCUUUCUGCCUUGUGAAGUUGUCUGGUACCGCUGCUGGCAGCCCCACAGACAGCUUAACUGCUGUGUCCUCGGCCGUGGCAACAGCACAGAGCAGCACUGGCAGUGUGGCACCCACCGGCGUCAUGGGCAGCACUGCACCAACACAGGACAGCAAUCCUGCCACUACUCAACCCACAUCAGGCAGCCCCAGCUCCCCAGGACUCAGCAGUGAGCACAGCCCUCAGUCCAGCACCCAUCCCAGCGCCCAUCCCAGCACCCAAAGCAGCACUCAGACCAACCAGACCCCCACACCGCUGCUGGACAACCAUCCAGAGGAUACAAGCAGUGGGGCACCCACCACGCUGAGCCCAACACCUCACCCCAGAACGACAGCAGCUGCACACCCAUCUGCAUCAACACUGCUCAGCUCCACGGCCACCCCCAGACUGACGGCGGUCUCAGAGGCCACAACACAGCUGCACACAUCUGGUGGUGUCAGCAAGCCCAUCACGUGCCACAACAUCAAAGAAGUGAGAGAUGGCGGAGCCCUCUGCCUGCGGCUCAACGAGUCCCACACCUGUAAACAUUUUUUGGAUACGAAGGGCUCGGAUUUAUGGAGCGCGAUCUGUGAAGAGGAUGCUCACCGUGUGCCCCCACCCUGCCAGAUCAAACUCGCCACGUCUGAGGUGGACCAGGAGUGCCUGCUGCUCGUCCUCGAUGGGAACACAGAUCCUGCUAUGGAUGUGCUCCGGGAGUCUCAUUGGGAAAAGUUCGGAAUCAAAUCCCUCGAACGGGGCAGCGUGCGGAGCCAUCAGGACUUUUCUCGGAAGACACUGACGGCUUUGGUCACCUCCGGGCUCCUGCUGGCAGCUCUGGGCAUGGCUGGGUACUUCCUGAUGCGGCGGCGGAGCUGGAGCCCCGCGGGACAGAGGCUGGAUGAAGAUCACUACGACCUGGAGACCGGCAGCCAGGGCAGCCCUGCACCGCAGGAGAAGCCGAGCGCCAACGGGGCGCAGGAGAACGGCGCGUCCCGCAACGGCCGCGGCACCGCGCAGAGCCUGGCCGACACGUCCAUGUGACGCCACGAGUGCACGAGUGCCUCACGUUGAACUUUUUCAUCUUUUUUUCAUCUUUUUUUUUUUUUUUUUUUUUUAAUAUAUUUUUUUUCUCGUCUCCGUGAAGAACUUCACCGUCGCCCCAAAGCACGUUGCGCUCCAGCUCCGCCUGGGGCCGUUUCUCUGCUCUCCCUCCUUCUUCCAAUGACUGCACAGGGAACUUCUUUACUGCCAUCCUCUGCUUUUGUUGUUGAAAGCACACGGUGAGAAACGCAGCUGAGCAGAGGAGGCUGAAGCCACGAUCCGAGUUGCAGCGGUGAUCUGAGCACCAGCAGCCCCAGGAUUUGGUGGUACCGUGAUUUAAAUAGUUAGAUUGGGAUUCCAGUGACACGAACCUUUCAGGUUUCAGGGAUUUAUGUUUUUUUUAUCUCGUCUUUAAGCACAGGACGUCUUCCUCCUUUAAAAGCAUGGGGUGUUUAAUCCCCUCCUCGCCCUUUGUGCCAUCUUUGACAUUCCUUCGUCUCUUAGAAUGUACUGAAGCUCCGUGUAAGACUUCCAACGUGGCAUUGAAGGCUGAAAUACAAACAGACCUUGAGCUCUGCUGACCCCACCGGGGUGCAAGUAGAUGUUUUAGAGUGUUUUGGGUCUCGCCCAUCUCCCAGCUUGGAGAUGGCAUUAACACAGCUGUAGUGAUCCAUCAUCACGUGGUCCCAUCACCUCACCCUACAAAAUGGAGCUUUGGCCUCCAUAGGACUUUGGGAACAGAAGAUGCCAAAGGGCUCCUGGUCAGACAUCUGCUGGACUCUGUGAUGGACGUUUCCAUUCAGACAAAAACAAAGCAUUUUUACUUUACAGUAACAAAAAGCCAAUGCUGAAAUGCCAAUAGCAGGAGCAAACCGAGGCGCCGUUCCCCUGUGAACUGCUUCUCCCAGCCCUCAUUUUAAUCAUCUCAGUGAAAAAAGAAAAAAAAAGAAAAAAAAAAGAGAAAAAAGAAGCAUUAGAAACGAGUGUCCUCAGAGCCGCCGCGUGUUCAUCCCGCUGGGACGUGGGGCUCAGGACCACACCUCAGUGAGCCCUUGUUUUGCAGCACAACGUGAUGACUCAAAGCUGUCCCACACGUCUGCUGGACGAGUGACGUGCAUCAAGUUAUUAAACGGCGUUUGUUUGAUUUUCUGA
Messenger RNA from Tympanuchus pallidicinctus (lesser prairie-chicken), 3157 nucleotides. RefSeq names its product CD34 molecule (gene CD34). The coding region runs from base 893 to 2005 and encodes 370 amino acids. The record is from RefSeq and is a predicted model, not a curated record. Gene Ontology annotation, biological process: cell-matrix adhesion. NCBI's taxonomy places the organism in Eukaryota, Metazoa, Chordata, Aves, Galliformes, Phasianidae. Gene Ontology annotation, cellular component: membrane. The transcript has 8 exons.